Scomber scombrus (Atlantic mackerel) is the source of this 5271-nucleotide messenger RNA. RefSeq names its product sodium-driven chloride bicarbonate exchanger-like. The coding region runs from base 1 to 5271 and encodes 1756 amino acids. Lineage: Eukaryota; Metazoa; Chordata; Actinopteri; Scombriformes; Scombridae. The record is from RefSeq and is a predicted model, not a curated record. Gene Ontology annotation, biological process: monoatomic anion transport; regulation of intracellular pH; positive regulation of DNA-templated transcription. Gene Ontology annotation, cellular component: nucleus; plasma membrane; basolateral plasma membrane. Gene Ontology annotation, molecular function: sodium:bicarbonate symporter activity; DNA-binding transcription factor activity; monoatomic anion transmembrane transporter activity. The transcript has 32 exons.
AUGCAAGUCGAGAAUUGCAUCUCGCCUGCGAGUAAUCUCUCCAAGAAAUUUAUGAAUGUGGGCAGUGGCUUUUCGAGCUCCGAUGGAUCAGAGCUUUCGUUGCAGGACCAUCCUAUUAUAUCUGCAAGUGACAACCUGGAGAGAAGUUCACCUCUGAAAAAAAACUCCAGGGAGAUGACGAAUCAGUCAGAGGCAGACAAUUUUCCCGACUCCAAGGACGCAUCAGGGGACGUACAGAGGGGCAAACUCUCUCCUGAUCUUCACGGAGUCUCUGACAUCCGUCAUAAUUUCGAUGGAUCUGCAGGAGAAAGGUGCAUCUUUUCUCCAUCUACCCAGCCACAGUCUGUCUCAGCAGCUACCAGUGCCAUGUUCCCUUAUCCGAGUCAGCAUGGACCAGCGCACCCGGCUUUUUCUAUUGGAAGUCCAAGCCGCUACAUGGCCCAUCACCCGGUCAUAACUAAUGGAGCUUACAACAGCCUUCUGACCAACACUUCUCCUCAAGGCUACCCAGCGGCUGGCUACCCGUACGCCCAACAGUAUGGACACACUUACCAAGGAGGGGCUUUUUACCAGUUCUCCUCGGCGCAGGCUGGACUGGUUCCGGGAAAAGCGCAGGUGUAUCUGUGCAACAGGGCCCUGUGGCUGAAGUUUCACAGACACCAAACAGAGAUGAUCAUCACAAAGCAAGGGCGACGAAUGUUCCCAUUUUUAAGCUUCAACAUUUCUGGCCUUGACCCAACUGCUCACUACAAUAUAUUUGUGGAUGUUAUACUUGCUGAUCCAAAUCACUGGCGAUUUCAAGGAGGCAAGUGGGUUCCAUGUGGAAAAGCUGACACAAAUGUAAUAGGAAAUAGGGUUUACAUGCACCCGGACUCACCAAAUACCGGUGCGCACUGGAUGCGUCAAGAAAUAUCAUUUGGAAAGCUAAAGCUUACAAACAAUAAAGGUGCCUCCAACAACACCGGACAGAUGGUGGUUCUACAGUCUCUCCACAAGUACCAACCCAGGCUCCAUGUGGUGGAAGUAAACGAGGAUGGGACAGAGGACACCAGCCAACCAGGGAGAGUCCAGACUUUCACCUUCACAGAAACGCAAUUCAUCGCCGUCACAGCUUAUCAGAAUACCGAUAUUACGCAACUGAAAAUCGACCACAAUCCGUUUGCUAAAGGAUUUCGAGACAACUAUGACACUGUCUACACAGGCUGCGACAUCGACCGCCUAACUCCAUCACCGGGUGACUCUCCGCGUUCACAGAUCGUGCCGGGUGCGAGAUAUGCCAUGCAUAGCUCUUUCCUGCAGGACCAAUUUGUCAGCACUUAUGCCAAAUCUCGCUUUCACCCUGGCGUGGGGACUGGUCCUGGCACGGAGCGCAGCGUCCCACUCGGCAACAGCUUGCUAUCCCCGCAGCAAACCGAGGAGCCCAGUGUUGCCACCCCCCCGCAGCGAUGGUUUGUCACCCCUGCCAACAACCGACUGGACUUUGCUGCCUCGGCAUACGACGCCGCUGAUUUCGCCGGUAACGCGGCCACCUUGCUGUCCUACGCAGCGGCCGGAGUGAAAGCUCUUCCCCUGCCGACUGCAGGCUGCUCCAACCGGCCUCUUGGCUAUUACGCAGACCCGUCAGGCUGGGGAGGACGCACGCCGCCGCAGUACUGUGGCGUAAAUAGCAAAUCCAGCUCGGUGUUUUCCUGCUGGCCCGCUAACUCUAUCGGCGGCAGAGCAGGCACCAACUACCUGGCCGAGGAGGGAGACUCCAUCCCGACGGAGAGGUCACCCAUCGGCUCUGAGGAGACCAAACCCAAAGACAUGACAUCAGAGUCGAGCUGGAUAGAGACGCCUUCCUCCAUUAAGUCCAUUGAUUCAAGCGAUUCUGGUAUCUUUGAACAGGCCAAGAGGAGAAGAAUUUCACCUUCUGCCACGCCAGUUUCAGAGACAGUAUCCCCGUUAAAAUCUGAGCUACUGCCCCCGAGAGAAAGUUGUAAAUGUUGUGAACCGCGUGGACAAGAGGAUGGAUACGAAAGACCAAGGGGCUCAGAUAGAGCCGCUGCUGCCAACGUAGACACAGAGGGAGAGCUCAUGCAUUCUGAAAACUUGGAGGCUCCUUGGAUCUUCACCUAUCUGAGGAAUGAUGAUGAGGCCGUGGUGGACAGAGGAGGAACACGGUGCCAACAGAGAGCUGACUUGGACGACGAAGAUCUUGAAGGUCACAGGACUCUCUACAUUGGGGUCCAUGUCCCCUUGGGCAGUACGAGACAUCGCAGUCAUCGCAGGCAUUCACGUCACCAUACAGUCAAACACAAGCGGAGGGGCAGAGAGCGGACCUUGAUGGAGGAUAGAGAUUCUCCCGUUUAUGACACUCCCUCCCAGAGAGUGCAGUUCCUGCUGGGGACAGAGGAUGAUGACGAGGAGCAUAUUCCUCAUGACCUCUUCACAGAGAUGGAUGAAAUCUGUGUGAGGGAGGGAGAGGAUUCUGAGUGGAGGGAAAGCGCCAGGUGGCUGAAGUUUGAGGAGGAUGUUGAGGACGGAGGAGAGCGAUGGAGUAAACCCUAUGUAGCCACUCUAUCUCUACAUAGCCUGUUUGAGCUGCGCAGCUGUAUUAUCAACGGCAGUGUGCUGCUUGACAUGAGGGCUAAUACCAUUGAAGAGAUUGCAGGAAUGGUGCUGGACCACCAGGAGUUGUACGCACCAUUGGGGGAUGAGCUCAGAAAGAAAGUACGUGAAACACUGCUGAAGAAGCAUCAUCACCAGACGCAUAAGAAACUGGCUAACCGCCUGCCAAUUGUACGGUCCAUUGCUGACAUGGGUCGACGGUCAUCUGAAAACCACCUGGACAAGAAUGGUCAGAUGUCAUCGUCCCAGCCUCAGUUAGCUGGUCAUGAUGGGAAAGGAGACAGCAACAGAGAGAACAGUGCUGUGGACUUUAGUAAGACAGACAUGCAUUUCAUGAAGAAGAUCCCGAUAGGAGCAGAGACGUGUAAUGUCUUAGUGGGAGAGGUGGAACUUCUGGACAAGCCAGUGGUGGCGUUUGUCCGCCUUUCACCGGCGGUCCUGCUCAGUGGGAUGGCUGAGGUCCCCAUUGCCACCAGGUUUCUGUUUAUUCUCUUGGGGCCCUUGGGUAGAGCGCCCCAGUAUCAUGAGAUUGGAAGGUCUAUUGCCACACUUAUGACAGAUGAGGUUUUCCAUGAUGUUGCUUAUAAAGCUAAAGACCGUAAUGAUCUGAUCGCUGGGAUUGAUGAAUUCCUCGAUCAAGUGACAGUCCUGCCUCCAGGAGAAUGGGACCCAUCCAUACGGAUAGAGCCACCAAAAAAUGUACCUUCUCAGGAGGGGAGAAAGAAAAGUAACAAUGCAUUAGGAGAGGGUGAUGAGGAAGAAGAACCUGGUGGUCACGGGGGUCCAGAACUGCAGCGCACUGGAAAGUGGUUUGGUGGUCUCUUUCUAGACAUCAAGCGCAAAGCACCUCACUACCUGUCCGACUACUAUGACGCUUUCAGUUUGCAGUGUGUGGCCUCUUUCCUAUUCCUCUACUGUGCCUGCAUGUCCCCAGUCAUCACCUUUGGAGGACUUCUGGGCGAGGCAACAGAAGGACGCAUAAGUGCAAUUGAGUCACUGUUUGGAGCCUCACUGACCGGAAUAGCCUACUCCUUGUUUGCAGGGCAGCCUCUUACCAUUCUGGGCAGCACAGGGCCAGUGCUGGUCUUUGAAAAGAUAUUGUUCAAAUUCUGCAAAGAGUAUGACUUGUCCUAUCUGUCACUGAGAGCCUGUAUCGGUCUGUGGACAGCUUUCCUAUGUAUACUGCUGGUGGCCACAGAUGCUAGCUCCCUUGUUUGUUACAUCACACGCUUCACAGAGGAAGCCUUCGCCUCGCUCAUCUGCAUCAUCUUCAUCUACGAGGCCUUGGAGAAACUUAUCCAUUUAGGAGACCACUAUCCCUUUAACAAGAACAACAACCUGGAGAAACUCUCCUUGUACUCAUGUUCAUGCGUUGAACCUUCUGACCCGACCAAUGGCACCCUAAAGUAUUGGGAGACCAACAACAUCACUGCUUCGGAAAUCUACUGGGAAGCCCUGGAGGUCAAGGACUGUAUUGAAAAGCAAGGGGAGUUUGUGGGCAGCGCCUGCAGCCCUCAUGGACCAUACGUUCCCGAUGUUCUCUUCUGGUGUGUCAUUCUCUUCUUUUGUACUGUGCUCCUGUCUGCCUUCCUCAAGGAGUUCAAGUUCAGCAAUUACUUUCCCACAAAGGUGAGGUCCAUCAUCAGUGACUUUGCUGUUUUCUUCGCCAUCUUCAUCAUGGUUUCGAUCGACUAUGCCUUAGGGGUCCCCUCUCCAAAACUAAAGGUUCCAAGUGUAUUUAAGCCAACCAGAGAUGACAGAGGUUGGUUCGUUAACCCGCUAGGGCCCAACCCCUGGUGGACGGCAGUCAUAACAGUGGUUCCAGCUCUGCUUUGCACCAUCCUCAUCUUCAUGGACCAGCAGAUUACAGCUGUUAUCAUCAACAGAAAGGAACACAAACUAAAGAAAGGCUGUGGGUACCACCUGGAUCUGUUCAUGGUGGGAAUUAUGCUUGGUGUGUGCUCUCUGAUGGGCUUGCCAUGGUUUGUAGCAGCUACUGUCCUCUCCAUCACCCACGUCAACAGCCUGAAGCUCGAGUCAGAGUGCUCUGCUCCUGGGGAGCAGCCCAAGUUCCUCGGCAUCAGAGAGCAACGGUUUACUGGCCUCAUGAUCUUCACCCUCAUGGGCUCCUCUGUCUUCAUGACAUCUACACUUAGGUUAAUUCCUAUGCCUGUGUUGUACGGCGUAUUCCUUUAUAUGGGAGCAUCUUCUCUCAGAGGCAUACAGUUCUUUGACCGUCUUACACUGUUCGGUAUGCCAACCAAGCACCAGCCAGACUUCAUCUACCUGCGACAUGUACCUCUGAGGAAGGUGCACCUCUUCACCAUCAUCCAGCUCAGUUGUUUGAUUCUUCUCUGGGUUAUCAAGACCUCCAAGGCUGCCAUCGUCUUUCCCAUGAUGGUGUUGGCUUUGGUGUUUAUCAGAAAGCUAAUGGACUGCAUCUUCUCCAAGAGAGAGAUGAGCUGGCUGGAUGACCUUAUGCCAGAGAGCAAGAAGAAGAAGCUUGAGGAUGCUGAGGAGGAGGAAGAACAGAGUAUACUGGCAGAAGAUGACGGAGCAGUGCAAGUGCCAUUAGAAGGGUUCAAAGGACUACCCAUCAUAAAUAUCACAGAUGAAAUGUCAAAAGGUUCUUUUGGAAAUACGUGGAAUGCCAACAGCUAA